UUUUGGGACUCUGUCUGGAACUGUGUCUGGCCUGUAUCUCCAACCUGGUAUGGGAUGUGGUUUUAGGAACGGUGAAUGGGGCGCGGUUCCGGACUGAGAGUGAGACAAUGUUUGGGACUGCAAUUGGGACCAGGUUCGGGAUGGAGAUCGGGACUGCAAUUGGGACUAUGUUCCGGACAUGCAGAGGGACUAGGACAGGGACUACGGUAGGUUUGCCACUUAGACAGGGAUGAGGUUUGGGACUUAUACAGGAAAGUGGGACGAGGUCUGGGGUGUGAUUUAAAAGUUUGAAGUAGUGGCGAUCACGUCGUCAGAAGGUUAUGGGGACCAGGAGUGGGACUAGGUUUGCGACUUAGAUAGGGAUGAGGUUUGGGACUUACACAGGAAAGUGGGACUAGGUCUGGGGUGUGAUUUGAAAGUUGAAGUAGCGGCGAUCACGUCUUCAGAAGGUUAUGGGGACCAGGAGUGGGACCGGGACAAGAAUUGGGGUCAGAAUAGGUAGGCGUGGUUUAAUCGUUUUGUUUGUCUAUUGUGUGAGGUCUUUAGGAAAGCCCUUUUCCAUCUACCCUUUAGUUAGGUAGUUGGACAUGGAGAAGGGGGGACAGCUUGGGGGUCACCACAGAAUAGGAUCUGUGAGAAGGAGGUGUCGUUCUGGAGCUUGUAUAGGUUUCUACGGCUUCUGAGCCAUGAGUGGGCGGCAAGUAUGAUGGCGGGCGGGAGAUGCACGGAAGGUCCAACUAGGCAUUGUGUAGCUGUGGCUCCUUGGUUGGAUGGGUGGGCAGAAGACAGAUUAGUUUGACUUGUGAGUGGAUACUUGUCACUCCUUGGGAGGGAUGGGUCAUAUUACGACGUACUUGGGAGCUUGCAAAUACUAUGAAGCUUGUGUGCAAAGGGACAGAGAGACUCAUUUGGGUGAGUUGGAGGAGGAGAUCGGUGUUGGUCAGUGAUGAUCACCACUGUAGAUGCUCAUGCGAAGGGGUGAAACCCAAGCUGACACCUGGACAAGCCAGAAAGCUGGCCAGCUGUGCUUUAGUGUAUGCAGAGCGUGCAGACUGUUUAGUCAUGUCUCCCACUACAGAGGAUGAGAUGUGCAGGUGAUGAUUUUGCAUCGCCGUGGUAUCUAGCCGCACUUCGUAACCUCUGUGUUAUUGUUUUCAGGCGUCCACAAAAAGCCCAUAUGUUCGUCGAAUCCUGUGGUAUCUCUCUCCAUGUCUGUGCUGUGGGCUUUCUACACACUUCAGGCAUUGGUCAGCAGCAUGCUUUGCUAUCAUUACCAUAUGUCCUCAGACGCUGACGUGCCUGGGGGUGAUCGGCGGAUCGCAACCCUCCCUGCAUCUUGCUAUCCGCAGUGCCAAAGCUUCGCGGUGAUCGUCAUCGUUUUGGGCGUCUUCCGCGGAAUGCUGGCUGUGGUUCAGGUAUUCGUUCCUUGGGGAAAGCCAGUCAUUCUGUUGCCGUCGAGGGUGCCGCAGCAUGGGGUUGUUGAUUGCAGGAAGUAAAGAUAGCAUCGCACCCUUCUGACCGUCUGGUCCUAAGCACGAGUAGCAUGGGUUAACUACACUGUGAACAGUGGAGGUAGCUUGGCUUGUUGGUGGGAUUACGAUCGGCUAGUGUAUGCGAGUUCCUAAAGGUUGUCCCGGUGUGUUGUCCAAUGGCAGUUUUAGACUUCUAGAAGUUCUAGUGCAUUAUAUACCGAUUCGACGUCCUGCAGCAUAAACGCAAAAGUACUGGCAUUUUGAUAAGAGGUCACUCUUAAACUCGACGUCUGUGCAAAAGGGUUCGUAUGGACCCUCUUUAGCUGUGAGUCAUCCUCGUGGUCGUAGUACAACAACUUCAGGGUUAGUGCUGCAUCAUCUGGCAUUUUGUUGAAAUGCUGCAAUCUCUCAGGGAGUAGAAACAGCUUUGUAAUUGGCACAGCUGUGGCAAUUAACAUUGUCGAUAGCAUGAGUAAACAUAGCCUUGCCGUCCAGUUUUCUCGUCUUUUUCUUCUGGUGCCCCCCAUGUGACUGCAUCUCGGUGUGCGCUGCUCUGAGGUUUUGCGUUCGGCUUUUCAAAGGUUCUCUCGUUCAUAGAUCGGUCGACGAACUGGGCGUCUUUUGCGGCUGCCGAUGCCUAUGCUUCAUUGAACAUAAUAAUGUUCUUCAUUGCUAUACCUUGCCUCGAGUGUGGUGGUGCUUUUUCUCUUCUCUGUUUCGCACUAGCAUCAGUCAUAAUAAUGUUCUUCAUUGCUGUACCUUGCCUCGAGUGUGGUUGUGCUUUUUCUCUUCUCUGUUUCGCACAAGCAUCAGUCACAAGUAGUUCUGCCUUCGCUACCCUUUUGCAGCAGAGCGGAGUUGGAUUGCAUGUUCGGUAGGUGGUUUUUCUAACUGCGGGGGAAUAGGAGUGUUUACGUCUGUAGCCUCUGAACACUCAGAGCAUUUUGGGAUGAUGUCAUUCAGCAGAUCAAGGGUGAAAGGAGAGCAGGUCGCUCUCUGCUACAAGAUCCCACCGUCGACUCGACACGGCUUGCAACUUUCAACUUGGCUUCGGGGAUUGUGUCUGGUAUGGAUUACUAUCUCAACGCCAUGCCAGCGUGAGAAAGAAAAGAUGGGGUCGUCAAGCUCUGUGCUCAACGUCUGAGAGCGGGCCCCGCAUCUUGCGCUUGUGUGCGCACUUCGACUGGAAGCGUCAGGUGUCCUUUUGUGCCCAUUGUGCGUACGACAAGUGGAAUGUUGUCUUAUACUGUGGACAGUGUGAAGCCAAUUCAGGGAUGUGGUCGUUGUCUACAAAGGGAGUUCAGGAAGGAGGAUCUGUAUGGAUUCUUCACUUCGCUUUUCAUCGGUGAAGAUACCUUUUUUCACCGGCGUACCUUUUUUCACCGGCAAAUUCAAUGCUGAUCAGACUCAGGCGCAGGCGCAGGCUCUGGCUCUGGUUCUGGCUCUGGCUCUGGCUCUGGCUCUUACCACCCU
Chara braunii is the source of this 2945-nucleotide messenger RNA. The record is from the annotation of a GenBank genome assembly. Lineage: Eukaryota; Viridiplantae; Streptophyta; Charophyceae; Charales; Characeae.